Poecilia latipinna (sailfin molly) is the source of this 1001-nucleotide messenger RNA. RefSeq names its product phosphoglycerate kinase 1-like. Gene Ontology annotation, molecular function: ADP binding; ATP binding; phosphoglycerate kinase activity. NCBI's taxonomy places the organism in Eukaryota, Metazoa, Chordata, Actinopteri, Cyprinodontiformes, Poeciliidae. The transcript is spliced from 7 exons. The record is from RefSeq and is a predicted model, not a curated record. Gene Ontology annotation, cellular component: cytosol. Gene Ontology annotation, biological process: glycolytic process; gluconeogenesis. The coding region runs from base 1 to 648 and encodes 215 amino acids.
AUGGAGGAGGAGGAAUUGAUCAAGCAUUAUAGAGGAGUCAAGGUGAAGGAUAAGAUCCAGCUGAUCAACAACAUGCUGGAUAAAGUGGAUGAGAUGAUCAUCGGCGGCGGCAUGGCCUUCACUUUCCUCAAAGUUCUCAACAACAUGGAGAUCGGGACGUCUCUGUUCGACGAGGAAGGCGCUGGUAUAGUCAAAGACUUGAUGGCGAAAGCCGAGAAAAACGGCGUCAGAAUCACGCUCCCCGUCGACUUUGUGACCGCCGACAAAUUUGACGAGAACGCCGCCACUGGCUCCGCCACCGUCGCUGCCGGCAUUCCCGCCGGCUGGAUGGGGCUGGACUGCGGCCCGGAGAGUUCCCGGCUGUACGCGGAGGCGGUGGGUCGCGCCAAGCAGAUCGUCUGGAACGGGCCGGUCGGCGUCUUCGAGUGGGAAAACUUCGCCAGGGGAACCAAGAGCCUGAUGGACAAGGUCGUGGAGGUCACGAGGUCAGGAUGCGUCACCAUCAUCGGUGGGGGCGACACUGCUACCUGCUGCGCUAAGUGGGACACAGAGGACAAAGUUAGCCACGUUAGCACCGGCGGCGGCGCUAGCCUGGAGCUGCUGGAAGGUAAAGUCCUGCCUGGUGUGGAUGCACUCAGCAGCGCCUAGACGCCUCACUGGAGUGUGUGCGUGCGUGCGUAUGUGUGUGUUUGUGUGUGUGUGUGAGAGAAGAGAAGAGAGGUGGACAUCUCCUGAAGUGUCAUCAUGACCCCUGACCCCAACCUGCCAUCUGUCCCAGCAGAGCGCUGACCUUUAACCCCGAUUAAUUUCUAACUUCAGACGUUCUCGGCUGCAAAGCAGCAGUGAGGUUUCUCCUUCCUGAGGAGAAACGGCAGCGGGGAUCGGAGUUUACGGUUUCAGUAGAGCUUCUGUGUUAACGUGGCGAUCAUAGAUGUGGCCAACAUAGAUGUUACUUCCUGUCUGAUCUGUUCUAAUAAAACCAUCUAUGUUUAAGAAAUAAA